AUGUCCUCGUCGCAGGACAAUCCCCCCUCGUCCAGGUCAUCCCUUGACACACCGCAAGACGCUAUUGUCCUGUUCGAUCUGCACCUCAAAUUCCUCACUGAAUCAUACUUGACCUUUUUUCAAGAACGGAAGAAGAUAGAAGAGACGUACGUCGAAGCCCUGCUCAAGCUGCAUACGAAGGCCAAGAUAACCGAUACCCACCUAGACAGUCGAGUGGAACUCAGUACCACGAGAGCCGCUUGGGUUGAGGUCAGAGACAAUGUAGCUCGAGAGGCUGAUACGCGCAUGGCCUUCCUUGGCGCUAUCACCACCGACAUUAUCAACCCAUUGGCCGCAUUGAGGGAAACUCAAGAUCGCAUCCGCAAACGCAUCAAAGAAGACCUGAAAGAUGCUGUCAAUGCUCACACAGACUACGCGGAAAGUACUUUGCCCCGACUGAAGCGUACAUACUUGAAAAAGUGUCAGGAAGUUGAGGAUUUCAAGAAUGCUGCAGCUGCAGUUCCGCCUGUGUCCCCCACAUUUGCUCCUGAGCAUCAUAAUGCACCUGCUAUACUCAAACCUACCACCUCCGCGCCCUCUAAGACUAGCCAAGGUCCACCAACUAGGCCUAUUGUUACUGCUCCACAGCCACUUCGUCCCCUUGACCGUCGACCAUCGACAAGUGCAGCAUCCUCUAGAGCUCGUUCUCCAUCAACUUCGACGGCUCUACAAGAUCUGGCACAUUCAGGAAAGAGACAGUUGAAUCAACUGAUUACGUUCUUAGAUAAAGGAGGUAACGCGAAGGAGACCCUGGGUCGAUCUGACAACGCGUUGCGGUCAGUGCGUGCCAAGAGGGAGGCCGAUGAGGCCGACAAGGAAUAUCGGAAAGCUGUUCAUUGGUUAGAGACACUACGCCUCCGCAGGAUAAAGCUCUUGGAAGCCGGGUACACUAGCUUGAAAUCCUUCGUUCGUGAAUCCGCCGAGACAGUCAAGUCUGUGCUUUGGAGAUAUACGGAUAAUCUGAUUGCGACGGCUGCGACACAGUCUCAGAUAUGCGAACAUGGUCGCCGGAGUAUUGAAAGAAUAUCGUCUCAGACAGAUGAUGCCAUAAUUGCCGCCCACAUUCCUCAACUAAUUGCGGCCGCUUCGCCGAAGCCGAUUUACUACCACAAUUAUGCCGUUGGAGAAUGCAAGGAUCUUGUCUUUGGUGUCUCUCUCGUUGACUAUGCGACGGCAAGGAAUCUGUCGGAAGGGGAAGUUCCUAAGAUUGUGAGAAUGUCAAUCAAAGAGAUCGAGAAAAGAGGUUUGGAGGCGGAAGGCAUCUAUCGAGUGUCUGGCAGACAUGCAGCGGUUCAAGAGCUCCAACACAAGAUAGAGCGCAACGAGGCUCUAUUUUCGUUUAAUCCUACUGUAGACGACGUAUACGCUGUCUCGUCCCUCCUUAAGCUGUAUCUGCGUGGGUUACCAGAGCCGGUCUUCAAAUUUUCCCUACAGGAUCGGAUCCAACACAGCGAGGAUAUGGAGGAGCACCUAUUCAAUAACUUCAUGCUAUUGCGAUCAAAGAUGCGAAGACUGCCGGCGAUACAUCAAGGCACUCUCAAGAUGAUAGUAGAGCACCUUGCGCGUGUAGCUUCGCAUUCUGACAAGAACAAGAUGGACGCCAAGAACCUGGCUAUCGUGUUCAGCGCUGUCAUCUUUGGCGAGGACGAGAUGCCGAAGGGUGGAGAUCUACUCAAUGUACAAUCGUGGAAGGACACACUUAUGGAGGACCUCAUCACACAUGCUCAAAUACUGUUCCGACUCAGUGAUUCCCCACCGCUACCACCCGCACCGUUGGGCGAGUCUCCCGCCCAAGUCUCAUAUGGCUCGACACACACCAAAGUUGCGAAUAUGCCUCCGCCGCCGUCACCGAAGGAUCGAUCAACCUGGACUGUGCGAUCUGUAUCUGUCCCUCGACUACCGCCUCUGUUCGACGAUGUUCCGCCGGAAGAUUUCACACCUCAGCUGCCUCCUCGUCCGGCCGGCAGCAUCCACCCGUCUCUACGUGCAGGUCCUUUGUUACCGCCUGUCCGGCAGGCCGUCGCGUUAUCGGCACGGUCGGCACUCUUGUUCAACGAUGAGGUUGUCGUGUCCGUCCCACCUCCAAGUCUCACUUCCAUGAAUGAGGAAGAGGACACCGCUCCGUCGUCAUUGCCUCCGCCUUGGUCUGAUAGCGCCUCGAUAUCGACAUCCACGGGUACCUCCACCAUUAUGGACUCGCGCGAGAACUUUGAGAGAACGAUGCCUGACAUUCCGACAUUCAAUAUUGCAGAGCCACGCGAGGAUGAUCCGGAGAGACCUGCUUCGUCGUCCUCGGCAGCGACGUUCGAGAGUGCAAUGUCUUCUUCGCUACCUCCUCCCACUCUGAUAACUGCCUCCUCUACAACUUCGAGGUCCGAUCUUCCUGUUCUUUCUGCUGUAAAAUCGGACGAUCAUGAUACACUCGAGCUGCCCCAAGAUCCAUAG
Sparassis crispa is the source of this 2484-nucleotide messenger RNA. RefSeq names its product RhoGAP-domain-containing protein. The record is from RefSeq and is a predicted model, not a curated record. Gene Ontology annotation, cellular component: cytoplasm. The transcript has 15 exons. Lineage: Eukaryota; Fungi; Basidiomycota; Agaricomycetes; Polyporales; Sparassidaceae. Gene Ontology annotation, biological process: signal transduction; regulation of GTPase activity. The coding region runs from base 1 to 2484 and encodes 827 amino acids.